AAAGUUAUACAUAGAUUUCAAUACUUGCAUGUAUUGCAUAUUAUUUUCAUUAAAGUUUAGAAGUAAAUUAUUUCUCAUGAAGAUUAACCUACAAAUAAUAUUAGUUGAAGAGUACGCUACUAAUAUUAUGUUUACAAUAAACAAAUAUUAUUUUUUGACACUCAAUUAUCGAGGGAGCAAGUUUUAGGAAAAUUCUAUUAACUAAAAGAAAUGAAUGUACUUUUCGACAGCAAAAAUAAGAAAGCAACACAUUUUGAUUACUCAAAUUUGUUAAAGAAAUUAGAUAGCAACAGUUAAUUUCCUACAGGGCAUAAACUACAAUAAAUGAGAAGACAACAGUAGUAAAGAAUGUAUAGUAUUACUAAGGAAAAAUAAAAAAAAAACUAACCUAAAAUUACCAAAAAAAGUUCUUACCAAUAUAAUGCAUGACAGAUUCUUUCGGACAAAAUUUAGUAUUACAUGCAUCUUAACAAGAACAUUUUACAUAAUACUAGUAGUAUGCCUAUUAUUCACUAAAUUGAAGGACAAAGUAUUUUGAAAAUUCCUGGGUAUUGCACUGAAAAGGGUAUGGAAAAACUCGCAAACAUGUUCUUGCAUGAAAUUCACGCUAAACAUCCAACAUUUUUCACCCGACCCUAUGUUCAAGGUUAUGCAAAUGCAUUCGUGCGCAAAAUAUGUGCAAAUGCAAAAUUUCCAUAACCGAAAAUGUAGUGAAAUUCCCGGAAAGUGUUUUAAUUGUUUUCGGUGCGCGCUGCAAUAAAUGCGCGGGUAGCAGGUGUGCGCAGGUAUCGAACGACCUGCCACACCCACUAGUUCGUUGACGCCUGUCGGCUUAGCGGCGCGGCGCAACACGAUAGGUAGCCGACAUGUGUAACUGUGAGUGUGCGCGCGGAUUAUGUCGUUAGUGAAACAAUGAAACCAAGUCGCCGUUUUGUUUAAGCCGUCUUGGGAUUAACGCUAAAGAUCGCAGAAGUUCGCGUAUGCAGUUUAGCAUCAUCGACGAAGGGUUUUCGCGCACACGAGUGACUUGCUAUCCUUUUCGCACGCAUUUGCGUAGAUGGCGCUUGCUCAAUUCAGUGAUCGUCCUGGGCGGCCAUAUAUGAGCCAGCGACUAGGAUAUAAAAGGCAAGGCGCAGCAUCUUGGUAAUUCAGUAUGAACGAUCAAAUCAUCCGAGACGAUCACGCAUAUGAAGUGCUAAUUUAUCAGCGAGAAUUAGAUAAAAUUGAAAAAGUAAUCGAAACGAACAAUAUGUUGCUCAACUCAAACGGAAAGAAUAACAGCGGAAACGCGGAUUCAUCGCAACAACCGCUUUUAGUGAAUACUUCGUCGUUUAAUAAUGAGAAUUUCCAAAAUUGCCUCUCCAUUUCGAGAGAUAUCGAACGCCAGGAGCAGUUGCAGCAAAUCCAUCGUCGUCUCAGUCAUCCAACACCACUUGAGGCUACAUUGACUUACGAGGAGAUCUUCGAGUGCUCCUUUGUAGACGAGCGUUAUGAAACGGCACAAGACUACCAGAAUUCAACGCGUCCACGGCAAGUAACCGAUCUGGAUGUGUCGCAAAGCAUCGAGGAUUGCAUGAGAUACUUCGAUGAGGAUGUCAAUGUGGAUUCGGGUCCAUCACGUUGCGAUACACCCAACAAAAUGCCCUCCGCCGGCACUGUUGCCGCAGCUGUGGCAAAUUUCCAAACUCAAAUGUCCAAAGUUAUGGGCUCACCGCCACCACCGUAUCAAGAGCACGCCUCGCCCAAAGUACGUGAAGUACGUGCGGAACCAACACCACAAAAGAGUACCAUACAGCAGUUACGUAAAAAAUACGAACAAAAUAUAGUGAACGAACCAAGCCGUAAAGCUCAAGAGAAGCCGCAAAAAGUGAAAGAACUACGUCGGUCGGCACCAAUAGUGCCUACGCCAACAUUACCGAAGCGCCCAAAAUCGCCAAAAAUGUCACGUAAAUCGAAGGUUAAGCAAAUGGCGCAUAUGUUCAAUAAUAAAAUCCAUCAGCUGAUGCGUCGCGACUCCACCAACCAACAGGGUUACACACAGUUGGAUGUGACACAAACGCAGGCUCCAAAACCAGCUAAGAAAGUAGGACUGUUGAAACCAGCACCCAAAGUGCGACGUAUGCCAUCUUUCCGCACUAGUCUGCCUAGUCCAGUGCCCAGUCCCCGUUUCAAACGCAAAACCGGACCAAAUACCAGCGCUCAGUCAUUGAGUGACAGCGAGAGCGCUUGUCUAGUCGCCGAGGAUGUCUUCCGCAAACUCUCCGUGAAGGACAAAGCUUUGUUGUAUAACAAAUUCAUUGAAGAUAUGUCCAAACAACAUCCACAGUUCAGCGUACAUGCACGCCUCGUUGAGGCCACAGUACAGCAGGAGUUGGAGCGCAGCGAGCGGGAACAGAAGCCACCCAAAGUCAAGGAGUUGGCACGUGAGUUGGAGGCCAAAUUCAAUUUGCCGAAACCAAAGAUAUCUUCAUGGGCUUUGAAAAGACUGGCAGAGCUACAAAAGACACCGGAAUACGAUGCAGCCAAUAGACGCAUUUCAUUAACUCCACCACCGCCAGCAAUCGCCGCUGCACUACAAUCCUUGCAAGAGCAAGAAGAAGAGUCGAAUGAAGCAAAUCAGGCAGAGUGUGAGCCUGAAUAUGAGGAAAUCGAGGAGGCUGAGGAGCUACAUGUGAGCACACUUACUGUUGUGCUCAAGCCAAGUCCCGACAAGCUGACACCCAAGCAACGUGAAGUGCCACGCAUGCUGCCACGCAAAGCACGCGAGCUCCAAUUCAUCCAUGACAUGCGUCAAAUAGAGCGUUCACAGAAACGUAAUUGUGAAUCGAUGCGCGCCUCAGUGUCCUUCGAAGCUUAUGGACCUCCCAAGAAAAUACGACGCACCAGAGCCGAACGUCUGCAACCCAAAGCGAUCUUUCAAAAUGCGCACAUGGAGCGUCUGUUCUAUAAUUGGAUCAUGGAGAAAAAUGGUGUUACCUUCGAUAUUACAACGGUGGAGAACAGCGAGGACUCGUUGUGUGCAAAUGGCGACGAAGCCAAUAACUCAAAGAGUUCGACUAAAUCCAAAUCUAAAGUACAUGUGUUGUUGGAGAAAGCGAUCGCCAAGUUGGAAAACGUCGAGGCGCGUGUCAUGAGACGUGAUAGCUACGUUUCGAAGAAAACUGAGAAAGCUUUAAAGAUAAUCAAAGAAACGAGAGAAAAGAAAGUAGAUAAAAGUGUUAUCGAAGUUGAUCUGUCGAACAGCAAGACAGGCACCUCCAGCGAUGAGAUACACGCCGAAGCCACAAAGCGUUUGCAACGAAAAGUUAAACGUCCAGCGCCACAACCACCCAAGGCUCAGAACUCAAAACUCGAACAAACAAACGAACAAGAUUUCUCUUCAUUGACAUCUUCAGACAAGCAAUCCGAAGCGGAAAGUGAAUCGGGACUCUCUAGCUUACCAAAGAUUACAAGCGAUGAGUCACAACCAGAACAAACCGCAUUAACGGCCAACAAAACAGCUGACUUUGAAUUUGUCAAACCCAUCAAGCCAUUGCGCAAGAAGAAGUUGCGCCGCACACUCACCUGGAAGAAAGAGAACUGCAUUAUCGAGAGUCGACCCAUACCAUCGUCCACCGACUCCGAGGGCGAGCACGCUAAACCAGUUGUUGAAGAGGAAGUUGUCUAUGUCAAUGUGAUGCAACCCGCUAAGCACGCAGAAGAUAAGCUCGAUAAAACCGAUAAGACCGAACUUAAAGAAAUGGCUGCUGCCGCCGAAGAGGCUCUCAAUAUAGAGCAACAACAAGAAAAGGAAAUGAACAAUGAUGUGACAGUCAUGAAUAACUUGAAUACACCACAGAAGAUAAGAAGCGCCUAUACGCUCACUGCUAUGUCCACACCCUCGGCAUACACAGAAAGCGAUCCAUCACCUUUAACAGAAAGUGAUCCCGAGAUUAUACGCAAACGUAGCAUGCGCCAGUUGGCCUUAUCCUCACCAACACUGGUUGCGCAAGAGGAGAAGAGACUGCAAGACACACCCGAGAAGACGGAAGAUACAAAAAGUGCUAGAAAUAAUAAUUCAACCAUGGAAAUAACUCAACCAGAGGACACGCUACAAAAAUUGAUCGACAGUUUUGUUGAUCUUGGUUUCGAGACUGGCUCAAAUGGUAUGGAGAGUCCGGUGCGUCGUGCAGCACCUGUGCCGACGCCCAGAAGAAGCAAAGGCGGCUCACCACUUUUUAUCAAACUAACGCCUGAACUGGAGAAGACACUACAACAAAAUCGCUCCAGCUUUUCUUCGACACCGGUAAAGGGCAUGACAAGCAAUCAGUCAUAUCAAGCAUUCAACAAUAAUGCAGCACGUCAACUACAACAGCAAUCCAUUAGUCCCAUCGGUACACUUAGUGCUGGACGUCGUCGUUCCUUGAAUCCCGCCGAUGAUUCUCGUCGUAAUUCCAUAGCUAUGCAAGUUAUUUCCGAAGAUCGUCCCUUGGAACAUGUUGAUCGUUCACAAACACAAACGCCACAAUCGCCUAGCGCAAUGGAGACCAGCUUCUUUGGUAACUCCUUCAAUUUGAAUGUUAGUCAAAACAACGAACAGCUGGAGAGACCAUCAAAGUUUUGGAUACGCGCCGAUGACUUUACAAUCAGCAUGGAUGUAUUCUACAAUCCAUCAGACCGUCUACGCUUGCUGUAUGACAUAUUCAGCCAGAAGAGCUGCGAGACACGCGAUUUACACUUUGGCAUCGAUGAUUAUAAAUUCUCCACACAAAAGAUGGGUGACAAAGCAAAUAUCUCGAACCGUCUGCCCACCAUUAAUGGCUGCUCACACUAUUGGUUCUCCACCGGUGAUCUCGCUGUGCCCUUCAACGGCAAAUAUAUGGCACCAGAGAAGAUUGAGCGCAUGUUCGCUUUCAUAAAGGACACUAUUGCCGAAAAGGCGCAACUACGUUUCGGCGUCGAUGACUACGAGUUCUCCAGUGUGCCUGAGAAUUGGGAGACCUGUGCUAAGUUUUCAAUGGAAAGUAGCUACAGCAUGCUGGUAGGUCUACAAGGCAACAACAAUGGUUUGGAGGGGCGUGGUCGUUUCGCUUGGCCGAGCUCGGUUUACAACUCGGCUAACUCGAAUGCCAGCUCUAUAAAAACAUCGGAUUUGGAUUGCUCCGAAAUGGGUUCCGACUUUGAUAACAGCGAAUUACGUUAUCUCACUGAAUCACCAACCGGCACUAACUACUUCGAUGUGGCCUCGGUAGAUAGCGCCGACAUGAUAUUACCACAUGGUAACAAUGGCAAAAAGUGUGAACAUUUCUUCGAUAUGAAUUUCGAUUUUGAGUCGUUGGAUAAACUCUUCGAGGAAGAUCAAAAGCUGAACAACUCACUGGACUCCAAUUUCAAGCAAUCCAUACCGGAAAUGCUACAGAAACUACAGCACCAGAAGGUCAAAUUGACGGCAUUGGAGAAACGCAUGAAAACCUAUUCAAAUCACUCGGGCAUCGCCGGCGCCGUCAUACCGCACUCGAAGGAGUCACCGCUCUAUAUGCAUAAAUUGCGCAUCAUCAUCAAUGCCAUCGACAAUAUUGGACGCGAAAACGGUUUCAAGGCCUGUAGCAUGAAGCAGCUGGAGAGCUUCAUGUACUUCCUCACACGCUAUGCCGAUCUGUGCUUGGCCAGUUGCGAUAAACACAUGAACAAGGUACUGGACGCAUUGUUGGAUCAGCAACAGAAACAGCAACAGGAACUGAUUGAGGUCAACAAGGAAUUGGGUGUAGCCUAGAUGUCUUACAACUGAGAGGAUCAAAAAUGUCGACGCAAAAUUCCUUCCAGAUUGUAAAUCUAGUUCUAUCUCCAGUAUUAUUUUAUUUAUUAUAUUAUUUAUUUCACUCAAUAAAUUUGGAUUCAUCUAAAAAAUAUUUCUUUUCUUAAUGGGAUGGGCUCAAUGGUUUUUCGUUAAGGGGUUUUUUGUUUUAGGGAAGCAAUUUAUUCAGAUACUUCACUUUGUUUGACUUCACUUAAAAUAUUGUCUAUACUUAGGAUUAUGUUGAAUGGAACCAAUAUUCUUAAAAAAACGUAUAGGAUUACAAAACAAAAUUGAAUUUAGUCCAUAGUUAUUGAUUCCUUAUAUUUUGUCUAAGCAAUCAAACUAACAUCUCUCUCUCUGUCCAAUUGCAGCCUCCCGAAAAUGAGCUUCAGAAAUCGCACGA
This is a messenger RNA of Zeugodacus cucurbitae (melon fly), 6179 nucleotides long. RefSeq lists its product as uncharacterized. Lineage: Eukaryota; Metazoa; Arthropoda; Insecta; Diptera; Tephritidae. The coding region runs from base 1154 to 5752 and encodes 1532 amino acids. The record is from RefSeq and is a predicted model, not a curated record. The transcript is spliced from 2 exons.